AUGGGACUCCCGGCAGCCAAGGACAUCAGCUUCGACAUCGACAAGUACAUCAACCGCUUUGUCCCUCCAUCGCAGCUCCACCGCCUUCCCAAGCCAAUCUCAAGGUUCCUCGGCUACCGCGAGUCUGCUGUUGGCGAUGUCGGCAGUGUGCUCGUAUGGUUUUGGGCAUUUGUCGGGGCCUUUAUCGGCGUAAUAGUCGUGGCCCAGGUGUACAUGGUUGAUGCCAUUCAGAAGUACUCCCCCCCGGUACUCUUCGCAAGUUUUGGUGCAACGGCUAUCCUCGACUAUCAAACGAUAAAGUCGCCUCUGGCCCAGCCUCGCAACGCCCUCAUCGGCCACGGUCUCUCAGCUGUUGUCGGCGUGGGCAUCACAAAGCUUUUCAUGCUAAGUGACAACUUUCAUGACAUCCGAUGGCUAGCUGGUGCCCUAGCCUGCGGCCUGUCCUCAAGCAUUAUGGGAGCCACAAACACAAUCCAUCCCCCAGGAGGCGCCACUGCUUUGAUUGCCGCCAUCGACCCUGUCGCCAGUGCCAUGGGAUGGAUGUUUGUGCCCAUCGUCCUGCUGGGGGCUGUCCUUAUGCUUCUUGUGGCCCUGAUUGUCAACAACAUUCAACGGCAGUUUCCAAUGUUCUGGUGGACGCCGCUGCAGGUUGGCCGGCAGAUUGACCAUGAAGCCAAGCAAUCAGAAGACGUAGAGAAGCAAGCAGAAGAUCCGGACGUGCAGAAACUGGAGAGGACGUUCAGCAAAGUUUAUGGAUUCAACACGGAGCAGUGUGUCAUCAUCACUGCGGAUGAUAUCCUACUGCCGGAAAAUUUCUCGCUGGGCCCAGAAGAGAAGGGAAUAGCGCAGAUAUUCAGGUCUCGCCUUCGCAAUCAUCUAGUACGUCGAAACCUUGCAGCACCCAGUUUUGAUAGCGACUCGACUUGGGGUACCGAUUGA
Coniosporium apollinis CBS 100218 is the source of this 939-nucleotide messenger RNA. RefSeq lists its product as uncharacterized. The transcript is spliced from 2 exons. The coding region runs from base 1 to 939 and encodes 312 amino acids. Lineage: Eukaryota; Fungi; Ascomycota; Dothideomycetes. The record is from RefSeq and is a predicted model, not a curated record.